Histoplasma mississippiense is the source of this 1299-nucleotide messenger RNA. RefSeq lists its product as hypothetical. Gene Ontology annotation, biological process: mitotic spindle organization; meiotic chromosome segregation; attachment of mitotic spindle microtubules to kinetochore. Gene Ontology annotation, molecular function: protein-containing complex binding. The coding region runs from base 1 to 1299 and encodes 432 amino acids. The record is from RefSeq and is a predicted model, not a curated record. The transcript has 4 exons. Gene Ontology annotation, cellular component: kinetochore; Ndc80 complex. Lineage: Eukaryota; Fungi; Ascomycota; Eurotiomycetes; Onygenales; Ajellomycetaceae.
AUGGCAUUCAAUUCGCGAAUGAGCCAGCAGGGUGGUCGGAACAAGAAAAAAGAAGACGAUAGUGAUGCGCUAAUGCGACUUCCGGAUAGGGAAAUCGCAGGAUGUAUAAACGAUAUUGGUGUCCCGUUCUCCGUCGCUGACCUGGUCAAGCCGAAUCCACAACAAAUCCAAUUAGUCUUUGAAUCGUUCGCGGAGCUACUAAUGAAUGCAACUCGAGAAACUGUUGAGCCGGCCAUGCGCGCAGCUGCGGAGGAUAUAUGUCCAGACCAUUGCGGCGUCAACGACUUUGCCUUUACGGAUCUUACAAAACCUACACACGACCGUCUUGUCAAGAUAUUCUCAUACCUUAUUAACUUUGUCCGGUUUCGCGAAACACAAACAGCCGUGAUAGACAAACAUUUCAGUAAAUCAGAGACGACCAAGGCGCGGAUCGAGACGUUAUACGAAGAGAACCGGGAAAUGCAACAGCGGUUAGCGGAGAUGAGCAGGCAGCAGAAGGCAAUGGAGGGCCCGGUAAAUGAUAAGAUUAAGAGGAAUGACGAAUUAAAAGUCAGAUUGUUGGAAUUGAGGCGGAGUCAAGAACGUGUCGCGGAGACCCUCGAGCGAGUCAAGAUGGAGAAGGCACGUAAACAAACCCAUCUCGAAGAAAUGACCGAGAAAAUCUUGAAGAGUCGACAGGAGAGCGAGAAACUACGGCCAUACGUAUUACAAAGCCCGGCGACCCUUCAAGCAUCUCUAACAGACUUGACGGACAGUCUAAUGAGGGACAAACUACAGAUCGAUAAUAUGGAAAAGAGAAUGCGCGCAUUACAAACGUCAAUGGACACGUUUAAUGUUGUUGCCAAUGAUGUCCAAAGUUGUGUAAAAGUUUUGGAAGACAUUGCUCUAGAGCUGCAGAAGGAGGAGGAGGAAGAUGCUCGUGCCAUUCGAAACAGGGAUGCGCUCACAGAGCGAGGAAACACAGUCCGGGAAGUGGCUCAAACGGAGAAACUUCUGCAACGACAACUAUCUCGUUGGAACGAACGGACGGAAGCGCUACGGAAGAGCAGUCGGGAAAAACAAGAGUUGGCACAAGCGCGGAUGGAGGAGCUGAGGGGAAUACAAAAGCAGCUUCGCGAGGAACUUGCGGAGAAGCAACGGCAUAUGGAGCGGCGAAGGAUUCGGAUCGAACAAACAGAGAAAAAGAUGGUAGACCUCAAGGAAAAUAUCGAGAAUGAAAUCCACAGUGCCCACGAUGAGUACUUGAAGUUAGAGUCCCAUAUUAAGCUUUAUAUCACGGAAAUGGAAAAAUGUCUCUGA